This is a messenger RNA of Thalassophryne amazonica, 1438 nucleotides long. RefSeq lists its product as uncharacterized. The record is from RefSeq and is a predicted model, not a curated record. Gene Ontology annotation, biological process: protein localization to plasma membrane. Bases 173 to 919 code for a protein of 248 amino acids. The transcript has 7 exons. Lineage: Eukaryota; Metazoa; Chordata; Actinopteri; Batrachoidiformes; Batrachoididae.
GACAGGAGUGUUGGAGCAGAACUGUUGUUUUUCAGUGGUGACCUGCUAAUCUGAUUGUAAAGUCUAGCAGGUGUGUGUGGGAUGUUUCUUUGUUUCAGGCUACGAUUCACUGAAGAGGUCUUCUUUUGACUGAUCUGAAAGUUUUGCUGCUGCUCUUCUUGACCACCAAGACAUGGUACUUUGGAUCAUCUUCCCCAUCACACUCUCUCUGGUGUCUCUAAUCGGAACAUGGACUGUGUAUGGCCUAGCGUUCUCCAGAAAUCAUGUAUGCUCCCUUACUGAUUGGUAUGAUGCGAAUGUCUGCAAUAAAACUCAGUCCCAUGGGUGCUGCAACAUUCCCACCAUAAGCACAAGUGGAGCCACACUACCAGAAAAUUCCCUUUUUUCAGCUGUAAUCAAUGCUGGAUCUUUCAUGUUUCUGCUCUUCUGUAUAUUUCAUCAUGCUCAUAUCAUGGAGAGACAUGCAUGCCACUCCCUGCUGAGCAUGACUGCACUGGUCUUUGGUGUGGUGGCAUCUCUGGGUGCAUUUGUAGCUGGGAACUGUAAUGUGGAGGUUCUGCUGCUUGCACACCAUCUAGGAGCUGCCGUCAGUUUCACAUGCAUCUGUUUCUACGUUGUCCUGCUCACCGAUCUGACCAGGAAGUGUGCGCUGACAGGGUUUGAGAAGUUCCUCUACCCACUCCGCGUCACCUCCUCUAUAGUACAAGUUCUCAUCACAGUUGGCUACUGUAUUUUCUUUGCACAGGACAAACUCUGGUACACUCACAUGUCUGCUGUGUUUGAGUGGCUGCUCAGCAGCAACCUGGAGCUAUUUGAGUUCAGCUACGUUGUGGAGUUUUACUAUUUCUCGUCAUUCAUGAUUUCAAAUGUCUUGAGCAAACGAGAGGAAGAAAAACCUUUGAUUAUGGCGAUGUCUUGAUGUGAAGCUCACUGGACAAACUGCGGUCAGUGGCUGGACCAUGACACCAGGACCAAUAGUGGAUUUACAUCACUCUCUGCUGGGAUGGAUUUCCACUGAUGGAUUAUGCAGCACACACUGUAUUCAACAGUUCUGUUCUGUCAUUGUGAUACAUAAUAUGUGUAAAAUGUGUGUUUUUCUUUUCAUUUGGCAUUUCUAGCAAUAAGCAUCACUGACCAUUUUUCUGUUCCUUAUGUCAAGACAUUUUAAGGGGACAGGAACUGAUGGUUUCACAUUGUAUUUAUUUAUUGAACAAAAAGAUUGUCUUUUGUCUUGGUUACAUAUUUUCUUAGUUUUUAACUGAACACUCGUUAAAUUCAUGGGCCUAAGAAUUUUUUUUUUUUUGGGGGGGGGGGGGGUGCAUCCCCACACACACUUUCUCAACUUAGUUAGUUAGUUAAAAAAUUUUAUUGAGCAAGUUAAAAACAUUUAUAUAUUGCGCACAUUCAUCUUUGAAAAUCCGUACAUUACUCAACUUAU